Molecule: messenger RNA, 405 nt
Organism: Eutrema salsugineum
Lineage: Eukaryota; Viridiplantae; Streptophyta; Magnoliopsida; Brassicales; Brassicaceae
Exons: 2
Coding region: 1-405 (134 amino acids)
Molecular function (GO): zinc ion binding
Source: RefSeq, a predicted model, not a curated record
AUGGAAAUUCAAGGAAGAGGGUUCCCUAAGAGAUGUAGGUGCGGAGAAACGGUUGUCAUGAAGACGUCUGGUACUGCUAAGAACCCUGGAAGACUGUUUCAUGCUUGUCCACACAGAAAGGAAGGAGAUAAUUGGUAUCAUACAUUCAAAUGGACUGAUACAUGUAUGGUUGAAGAGCUUGAGGACUUGAUAGACAAAGUCGAAAAUAUUGAAGAGAGUUCAAUGACAUUGCAGAAGGGCUUCAAUGUUUGCGAGUCCGAGAUUGACACAUUGGCUAUGGAGACUCAUAUGUGCAAGGCUGUGGUUGCAAAAGAAGUGGGCGAUCUCAAAAUGCAGCUCUGUAGCUUGAAGAACCUGGUCGGAUUUGGUUUUGCGAUGUGGUUGGUGUAUGUGUUUCUGUUUUAA